AUGUGUGGAGUAAUUUCAGCUGAGUUUUCUCGUCUGACUGCAGACAGUUUUGAGAGUUCCCUCGCCGCUGAUCCAGUACUGCUUCACCACUUCAAUGAUUUCUUGAGCCUGCCGUGUUUCCCAGAGUCUCUGAUGUUCAACCAGAGGUCUGGGCUGUUUGAGGUGGUGAGCGGAGCAGCCGGGGUCGUCUCCAGCAGAAUCAGAUCGGCUCUGCUCCGCAGCAGAUCGCUGCUCCUCACCGGUGACCCCACAGCCCUCGGCUCAACGCCCAAGGUGGAAAACCACUACACGGUCCAUUGUCUGGACACAGAAGAAGGAAUUCAGUGGAUCAAAAGGGAAAGAUUGCCCUUUUUCUUUCAAAGCGACUGUUACCAUGAAUACAGAUUGGAAAAGUUGCUCCUGCAGUGGGACCCAAACGUCUGUCUGCACAGAGGGAAGAGCUCCUCCGACCGAGCCACUCGCUCAGCUCCACAACUGCGUCCUUCUCAGUUUAACCAAACUACAAUGAAAACCAGGACACGGUCAUAUUCUGAAGAGCAUUGUUCUCACUGCCGUUUACCUAAAUGUGAGGAAACACAGAAACCUGAGCGCUGGAGGCCAGCCGGUGUCCUGGAGGAGGGCCGCAGAGAGCCCAGUCUGCAGAUGUUUGAGUCCCUGGACCAGCAGCUGGACUACCUGGCUGCCAGAGUGGUAACACAGGUCCUGAAAGACGUGCAGAACUUGAUGGAUGGCCAGAGCUGGGCAAACACUUCAGGAGACGGGACUAAUUGCCCCAGCGCAGAUAAAUCCCCUCAAAGCAGCGUUUGCCAACGGCCAGCAGACAAUGACAGAGAGAGAUCGCAAGGAGAGAAAGAAAGAGUUCAAGAUGGCAAGAGGGGGAGUGCAGGCGAGCAGGCUGAAUGGGAUUGGAAGAAUGGGGAGGUGGAGAGCAGAGGCACACGGCAGGAAAAAGUCCUCGAUAUUUGUUGCCACGGCGCCUGUUGCCAAGUGAAUCGGCCAGGCCUGGAGGAGUUUAGGGAGUUUCUGCGAGGGACGCCAGGAGAGAAGCUGAUUAACCUCUGGAUGGACACAGAGCGACUGAAAGCGACCCAAGAGAAAGAGCGAAAGAACAGGCAUUUAGCUGUGAUGAGGAGCUGGUACCUGACGAGCAGCAGUCACACCUGCCUCAACGUGGAGCUGCUCUCCAGACUGGGACUGACCACCCCCCUCUGCUGGACUGAGGAGAAACUGCACUCAGUCCAGUCCUGCCUCACUGACUCUCUCCUCCACUACUGGACUCCGCGGUUCUUGUUCUCACGGUGUGUCCAGGAGGAUCCUCCUGCCCCCCCUCCUGUGGCGCCACACACAGGCUGCAGUCAGGGCUCCACACCUCCACCUGUCCCACGUCCUGAAACCUGCUGGAGUCGAUCCUACCGGACUGUUCACACACCUGAAGACCUCCUCCACAAGUUGCAGUCUAUCAGCGGUGAGGAGCUUUCCAGAAGAAGAAUCGAGACGAUGUUAGAUGCUCUCUGUGCUGAAUCCCGAUCUGGUUUCUAUUUCACUCAUUUCUGUGAACAGUCUUCAAAUCAGCUGUGGGUGAAUGCAGUUUACUUCUGGACCGACCUGCAGCACUACCAUGAGUUGUUCUACCAGGAGGGACUCGAUGCCUACAGAGUCCAGAGGGAGGCGCAGCUCCUCUACUUCACAUACAUCUGCGGUUCUGCGAGGAGGAGCCUGGGUGGAGACGAGAGGAUGAGCCGGGAGGUGUACGACCAGCUGAGCCCUGCGUUUGAGGAUCUGUUUGACGGGGUGGAGGAACACGCCCUGCAGAUCCUGCUGGAGCCGUGGACACUGCUGGUCGACAAGGACCAGGAGUCCCUGCAGCAGGUGUGUGUGCAGGAGGAGGUGCGUCGCGUCGACAGCCAGGAGUUCAGGGAACUGACGAGUCUGUACGAGGAAUCGGAGCGGCAGCUGAAGCAGCAGCAGCAGCGUCAGUCGGAGUUCUCCUCUUCAUCGAUAACUCCGUCGUCUUCCUCCUCAAAAAGUCACAGGUCGUCUGAGUCCUGGUCCAGAGUGUCUCCAGAGUACCAGGGUUACCGAUUAGGUUCUUUACUCCGUCACCGCCAUGAGAUCGGUCACUUCAUGUCCUUCUUAAAGAGACAGGAAGCCAACAUCCAUCUGAGGUGCUGGCUGGACCUGGAGCAGUACAGGAGGACUCCCCGGAGGGACGGCGAGGUCCGACGGGAGAGGUCCCGCCACAUCUGCUCCAGAUACCUCAACACCAAGUACUUCUUCAGCCCCGACAGCCCCGCCACCGCAGAGCAGCAGGCCGGCAUCCUGCAGAUGACAGGUGGGCUGGAGCGUCUGAAGUCGGGGUGCCUGUCAAAGUCCGCAGUGGAGGAGAUCCGGGACAUCGUCAGGACUCACAUCGAGAGGACCUGGCUGCCUCUGUUUCUGUCCUCAGCGGAGUUCACAGAGCGACAGGAGCACAGAGCAAAGGUGCAAGCAGCAGACGGCCGCUCACAUCACGCCCUCCGCCGGCGCAGAGCGAGGAGAGAAGGCUGCAAGGCUGAAGGCUUGUGGAUGAGCUCCUCCAAAGAGAUCCUGCUCUUUCGCCGAGUCCUGCUCAACCCAGUCACCUGCCAGCUCUUUCAGCACUUUGUCUCCCUGAAGGGAGACUUCCUGGAGAACGACGUGCUCUUCUGGCUGGAGGUGCAGAGGUACAAGGACCUCUGCCAUUCCCACAGCGAUGAGACCACCAUCCAGCACAAGAUCUCCACCAUCAUCAGCUGCUUCAUCAGCUCCUCCGUGCCCCCCGCCCUGCAGAUCGACAUCCCCCCGGAGCAGGCCCAGCACAUCCUGGAGAAACGCCACCAGCUGGGCCCCUACAUCUUCAGAGAGGCACAGAUGUCUGUUUUCAGUGAAUUGCUGAAGCUCUGGCCCGAGUUUGAAGAGUUACGCAACAGCAUGGAGGAGGAGCAGCUCCGUCCUCUGCUGCAGGAGAAACGAGUGAAAUACAGAGCCAGAGUGAGACGACAGAGGAGGAAGGAGGAGGAAGAGGAGGCAAGGAGGAGAGCCCAGGACGAGCUGGAGAGCCCAGACUCCAGCUGCAGGGAGGAGGAAGAGAUGGAUUACGACGACGAGACGGAGGAAGAGCAGGAUGGAGGGAGUGAAAGGAAGCUGUCCAGGACACUGAGCAAAGUGCGGCUGACUCCCCCUCAGCCGUUGUCGUGGUCGUACUCCAAGUACAUGGCGGGUCUGAAGAAAGAGGAGGUGCUGCUGAGGAAACAGAGUCAGACCCCCCUCUCCUCAGUCUUAGAUUCCUCCUCGUCCUCCAGCUGCAGCCUCCCGUCUCUGCAGCGCUCCGCCGCCUCCGCAGCAGGCAGCGGCAGGCGAGGGAAACGGCGGCACGCAACGCGAGCCAGCACCAGCCUGACACGAGCCGAGCAGCAGGACUGACUCUCCGGACCGAACCCGCCGUUUCCCAGAAGCUUACACAGAAGCACGGAGCUCCAGUUAAUAAUUAUUGGUUUUAAU
Messenger RNA from Salarias fasciatus (jewelled blenny), 3519 nucleotides. It is a transcript of the gene rgs22, whose product is annotated as regulator of G protein signaling 22. The transcript has 24 exons. Gene Ontology annotation, cellular component: cytoplasm; nucleus. Gene Ontology annotation, biological process: regulation of signal transduction. NCBI's taxonomy places the organism in Eukaryota, Metazoa, Chordata, Actinopteri, Blenniiformes, Blenniidae. Bases 1 to 3441 code for a protein of 1146 amino acids. Gene Ontology annotation, molecular function: G-protein alpha-subunit binding. The record is from RefSeq and is a predicted model, not a curated record.